GACAUGGAGCCUGCGGGGCCGGAGCCCUCCCUGUACACGGUGAAGGCUCUGCUCGUCCUGGACAGCCUCGGGCAGCGCCUCCUGGCCAAGUACUACGACAGCACGUUCCCCACGGCCAAGGAGCAGUUGGCCUUCGAGAGGAGCAUCUUCAGGCAGAGCCAGCGGGCGGGCGGUGAAGUCGCGAGUCUGCAGGGACUCACCGUCGUGUACAGGAGCAGCGGAGACCUCUGCUUCUACGUGGUGGGCGGCGGACAGGAGAAUGAGCUGAUGCUGUUGUCCGUGCUCACCUGCCUCCUCGAUGCUCUCAGCCACCUCCUGCAGAAGGAGGUGGAGAAGCGCCGGCUGCUGGCUAACAUGGAGGGGACGUUCCUGGUGGGAGAGAUCGUGGACAGGGGGGUGAUCCUGGAGAGUGACCCACAGCAAGUGAUCCAGCGCCUGAGCCUGCGGGUCCCAGAGCCAGCACCCUACGGCUUCGUCCUCUUUGACUACCUGUCAGGCAGCUCGGAGCAGAAGGGCUCAGGGAACAGCCACAAAUAAGCAGCACUGAGGAGGUUGGUGCCUGAGCAGAGCGUGCCCCAGGUAGGUGCUAAUGGGGGGUUGCCCAGCUUCACCCCUUAGCAAGGAGAUGGGGUGCACCCUAGCACCCAUAAUUGCUUGGCAUGAGGUGUCCCCCCCCAUUCCCAGCCAAGGGAACCCAUGCAUCUGGCUGGGAAUGGCACCCCGUGGUCAGCUUGACCCCAUCCCCAUCCCCAGGGUCUCGAUCCUGCAGCUCCUCAAGGAGAACACGGCGCCAUCCCUAUGGACGUGACCGCUCCCCUUGGAGCGGCUCUUUGGAACGGUGGGAUCCCAGCGUCGGGCAGCAGGACGCAGCAUCCCCCAUCCGACUCUGGCCACAUCCAGGCCUCCCGUCUGCCUCCAGCAUUGAGAACACCAAGGGAAAAAUGAGCCCCUGAUGGAAGGGGGCGAUUCCCCCCCGCUCCCAGCCACAAAUAAAGCUUUCCUCCGC
This is a messenger RNA of Pezoporus flaviventris, 1006 nucleotides long. RefSeq names its product COPI coat complex subunit zeta 2 (gene COPZ2). Lineage: Eukaryota; Metazoa; Chordata; Aves; Psittaciformes; Psittacidae. The record is from RefSeq and is a predicted model, not a curated record. Gene Ontology annotation, biological process: intracellular protein transport; retrograde vesicle-mediated transport, Golgi to endoplasmic reticulum; intra-Golgi vesicle-mediated transport. Gene Ontology annotation, cellular component: COPI vesicle coat.